AUGCAGACCUCAUUCGCCACCGUUUGCCAGCUCAUGCUGGCCCUCUUCGCUGCCCAGGCCAUCGCAGCGCCCACGGCCUCCUCUUCCUCCCGCCCAAACGCCGACAAAUGCGAAGACGAGGGUUUCGGCUGCGUCUUACAAUGUUACGGCGCGUGCGCCUGGGUUCCCAGGAGCUCAGACUCGUCUCCCAAGUAA
Molecule: messenger RNA, 195 nt
Organism: Pyricularia grisea
Lineage: Eukaryota; Fungi; Ascomycota; Sordariomycetes; Magnaporthales; Pyriculariaceae
Exons: 1
Coding region: 1-195 (64 amino acids)
Source: RefSeq, a predicted model, not a curated record